This is a messenger RNA of Panicum virgatum (switchgrass), 1986 nucleotides long. RefSeq names its product zinc finger CCCH domain-containing protein 63-like. Bases 181 to 1533 code for a protein of 450 amino acids. Gene Ontology annotation, molecular function: metal ion binding; mRNA binding. The transcript is spliced from 7 exons. Lineage: Eukaryota; Viridiplantae; Streptophyta; Magnoliopsida; Poales; Poaceae. The record is from RefSeq and is a predicted model, not a curated record.
CCUCGUUCCUCUCAUUCCCCUUCCACCUCGCUCUCUCUCUCUCUCUCCUCGCACUGCCAUCUCUCUCUCUCUUACGCGCGCGUGACACCUCCACGGGCGCGCCGCGCGCGAGAGCAGCCGCCACCGACUGAUCACCGGCUGGCGCGGGGGCUGGGGCGAUCUGAUGCUGGCGCGGCGGUGAUGGCUGCGCCGUCCGCCGGCGCAGGGGGCGGGGGCGGCGGCGCGGGGGAGGGCUCCUCCUCCUCGGCCGCCGCGGCUGCCGCAGCCGCGACGAUCGGGGCCCACGGUGUCGAUCAAGUUGCAGAAGCGAUGUGGCAGAUGAACUUAGGAGAAGCUGUGGAACUGGGGCCUUACCCAGAGCGUGUUGGUGAGCCAGAUUGUAGUUAUUACAUGAGGACUGGCAUGUGUAGGUUUGGGAUGACCUGUAAAUUUAACCAUCCAGCAGAUAGGAAGCUGGCUGUUGCUGCUGCAAGAAUGAAGGGAGAAUAUCCUCAAAGAAAUGGCCAGCCUGAAUGUCAAUACUAUCUGAAGACCAGCACAUGCAAAUUUGGAGCAACUUGCAAGUUUCACCACCCCCGAGAAAAGGCUGCAAUGGCAACUCGAGUGCAGUUGAAUGAAUUGGGCUACCCAUUCCGCCCGAGUGAAAAGGAAUGUGCCUAUUAUUUAAGAACAGGGCAGUGCAAGUUUGGAAGCACAUGUAAAUUUCACCAUCCACAACCAUCUACCAUGAUGGUUGCUGUACGUGGCUCUGGUUAUUCACCUGGACAGUCUGCAACUUCUCCUGGCCAGCAUGCGUACCAAGGGGCUGUAACAAGCUGGCCCUUGUCGAGAUCUACUUCUUUCAUUGCAAGUCCAAGGUGGCCAGGUCAUUCAAGCUAUGCGCAAGUGCUUGUUCCUCCAGGCCUUGUUCAGGUCCCAGGGUGGAAUCCUUACACUGCACAGAUUGGUUCAUCAUCCUCAGAGGACCAACAACAGACACCUGGAGCUGCCCAAUACUAUACUGGCUCACGCCAGAGUGGAACACCUUGCAUCGGAGAUCAAGGAAUGUUUUCAUCAUACCAAGCUGGUUCAGUUCCUGUUGGACUUUAUGCAGUACAGAGGGAAAAUGUGUUUCCAGAGAGACCUGACCAACCUGAAUGUCAGUUCUAUAUGAAAACUGGAGAAUGUAAAUUUGGUGUUGUAUGCAAGUUCCAUCAUCCCAGGGAGCGAAUAAUUCCUGCUCCCAAUUGUGCACUGAGUUCAUUGGGCCUUCCCCUGCGUCCGGGAGAACCCAUUUGCAGUUUCUAUUCUCGCUAUGGCAUGUGCAAGUUCGGUCCAAAUUGCAAAUUCGAUCAUCCAAUAGGAACAGUCAUGUAUGGCCAUGUUUCAUCACCAACUAGUGAGGUCCCAACUUCUCGACGAAUGCUGGCAUAUGUACCAUCUCAUCCAGAAGUAUUGCCUGACAAUGGCUCGGGAAGGUCACGGAGGAUUACCCAUUCAGAUUCCCAGCAAAUACCCUCAGGUGAAAGGAGCACUGAGAGAGAGGCGUCCUAAGCCAUCCUCGGUUCCAUGUUCAUGCUGCCUCCCAUUCUUGACUGGAGUAAUUAUCUGCAACAACAUUUGAGGAGCUGUACAGGUCUUUUGCGCUUUUACCUCACCUUCGAGCUUUACAUACCGGAGCUUGCUUCAACAUGUAUUGCAUUCAGGCUGGAAAAAGUUCCUAGCCUGUUCGGGAUGCCCAUUUGCCCAAUGGAAACAGGAACAAACCUUACCUUAUUUAAAACAUAUGUAUGGAACCAACUCACCUUUGGACAUUCGAACCGACUCGAGUGAUGUGUGCCGUGAUCGUGUUGUUGUAGCUAUAGAGGUGCAUUGAAAUGGACGCUUUUGCGAAACUUGACUGGGGAUGCGCAAGCAUAACCUCUUUGGUUUAUUAUCUCGCUUUUCUUAAGCAUUUCCGUAAGAGCAACCUCACAUAUGAAAGUGUGGAUGUUGAAGAUGCGGAAA